CCCCUCACGCCGUCUUUUACGGUCUUCCCACCAUCAUAGGUAGGCAAGGAAGGAAGCCAUCACCUCACUCCUGCCUGCAUUUCAUCGUCCGAUUCGGCACCUGUUUCGCGUACGGAAGUAACGUGCUUUUUCUUCGCUUCCGCCUCCUACCACACACAUACACACCACCACCCUGACACCCCAGACACCCCAAGACAACCUCACUUUGGACGACCACACCCACUUCGGGAGUUGCAAGACCUCGUCCAUCCCCGGAUCUUCCAGCUCGUUCCUGUCACCCUGGUCCCCAUCUGGCUCUUCCCCGCCAGCCACUGCGCAACCGACGUCACAACAAACUCAGCUACGCUGGCUCAGUACGCUGAUACUGCGUACACUGUCACGAAACGAGCAAUCAGAAAGUCGCGUGGUUCGAUUUUUUGGCACCCACUGUGUAGACGACGGGACUUUUAAAGACAGACUUGGUCGCACACCCCACCGUCUGAAGACACGCCACCUUUUGGAUCGUCUUACACCAAGCUUUGUCUACCAACUUUGCCUUACCUCUCAUCAGGUAGGCCCAAAUCUUCAUCCCUUCCUUGCUUGAAACACAAGCCCCGAGCUUCUUUUCUUGCUGGGCUCUUUUCGUUCGUAUAUAAAAUCAUAUACGAAUUCCACUUUUCCAUUUCCUACCUAUACCCCGCCACUACGACGACAAUGGCACCCGAAGUACUUCAACAAUUUGCCGUAGGUGGAGGACUCCCAGUAACCAAGAUGCAGGAUCCGAAAGAGAAGUUUUAUCAUCACUUCCAAGAGGAAGUCAUCAGCCUACAAGAGCAGAUCGACAAUGUGAGCUCCAUAUCUCAGGUCGGUGGUGAGAGGCAGGACGCCAUUGAUCACAUCCUGGCCGGCAUAUCGAAUCUCUCCAACGAAGUUGCCGACGCUUCCGACUAUGUUCCCUCGUAUGACCAGCGCAACUACGCUCAGGCCGUCAAAGCUCUCACAGACAAGUUGAAUGAGACCACAGCAAAGCUAGCCCCGCGUUCCCGCUUCCAAUUCAAGCCUCGCGGAGCCAGCUCAGCAACAACAUCAACCACCAAUGACCCAGCCGCGCCCAAAAUUGACCCCCGUCUCAUUGUAGGAGCCAGCCUUGCCGACCCCCUCCCCCCAUCCCGCGGCGGGCCGGUCACCGCUCCCGCAACCCAAGCCGCCACGGAGACGGAUACAGACGGCCUCGGUGAUCUCCCAAACUUCCCCAAAAACUACAACGAGGAAAUGGCCCGCCCCAGCGCCACCAAGGUCCGAAAGCCCAGCUUCUCCACCGCAAAAGACAUUGCCAUAUUCGGCCAGGACGGCCUGCACAUCAUCCUCCCGUCCUCGGCGUCGCGGGCGACGAGUUCAGGUCGCUUGACCGAUCUGAAAGGGUGUGUGGUAGACAUGUCCAUUGCGCUCUCGGGCCACACCUCGUUUGCGAACCUGGCGCUCAAAAACGUCGAGAGGAGUCUGAUUGUUGCGGGCAACGUGGCUGGGCCGGCGCAUAUCACGGGCGUGUCGGAUAGUAUCAUUGUCGUUUCGGCACGGCAGGUGCGCAUCCAUGAGUGUAGGAAUGUUGAUAUUUAUCUGCACUGCUCGAGUCACCCGAUUAUCGAGGAUUGUUCGAAUAUGCGCUUCGCGUCGUUGCCGCCUAGCUUUGACACCACAGAAGAUCCCACCAAGAACCAGUGGGACCAAGUAGACGACUUCAAGUGGCUCAAAUCAGAGCCCAGUCCAAACUGGAGCAUCUUGCCCGAGGAGAAGAGGCUGCCCGAGGAGAUUUGGACAAAGGUUGUGCCGGGCGAGCGCGGCAAGGAUUUGCACGAUAUCCUCAAGGCGGUCGGCGUCCAGAAGCAUUGAAAAUCGGAUGGAACAUGCGGUACAUCGACGGGAUGCGGGAAAGUGAGAGGUCAUCGCUACUUGCAGAAGUUUCCUGGAUCGAAUCCUGGUUUGGAGUUUCAAGGAAGGCGGCUUUGCUAGGUACUGCAAGGUAGGCAUAAUAUGUUUUGGCGCAAGAAAAACAGCGUCCUUCGCUUUUAAAAAAUCUCUUCUGUUUGGUAGUUUCGCAUUUCGGGGUAUCAUAGUAAUUCAAUCUGGCAAAAGCUUUUCGUCCCAAUCUCUCUCCCUCUCCUCUUGCAUUCGUUCUCCCUCUCCUCCAUCUCGCUAGAAGCCUUCUUCCAUCGCACGUGUUCCAUCCUUCGCAUCACUCCGUCUCCAUCUUAUCCCCCCGUCCCCCCUCCUCAUGCCCAAACUUAACCCCCGCCUCCCUCAACCGAUCCAACACCUCACGCUGCAUCCGUAUCCUCUCCUCAAGCUCCUUGAUCUCCUCCUCCUGCUCAUCAACGGUGCGCUCCAUAUCCGGGAGGGUGCGCAUCUGCGUGCGGGCGCGCUGCAGCUUGUGCUUGAGGGCGUCGGUCUGCGCGGGGACGUCUUUGAGGGAGAGGGGCGCGUUGGGGCUGGCGGCGCCGGCGGCGGAACCGAGAGGGUUGGGCGUGGCGCCGGUGCCGGCUGGGGUCGCGCCUGUGGUGAGGGCGCCGCCGAUGGAGGAGGAGGAGGAGCCCGAGGUUUGGAUUGCGGUUCGGAGGCGGGUUAGGAUGCCUGUUAGUUCGGUGAGGGUGUCGAGGGCGUCUGGGGAGAGGGUUGGGGGUAGUUCGAGGGGGUGAGGCGGCAUUUUGGUGGUUUGGUUUGAUCUGGUUUCGGGGUCUUGUGUGAAUAGAGAGGUGACGUUCUGCGUUGUUGACAGAGUCUGAUGUGAGGUGUCGGUGAAACAGGUGAUUUGUGGAGAGGUGUCGGGGUAUUCUCAGCCUCGCGGUAGGUGCGUGAUGGAGAAUUAUGGUCGUUGGCUGCGUGGUCGAGGCUUGGAAAGUCAAUUGAAGCGCCACAGGAGAGGUGUAGGUAGGUGGGAUGAGGUGAGGUGAGGUGAGUUGAGGGCAGUUGCUCGGUGAGGUCCGUCCGCGUCCAGGGUCGUGUCAAGCUGGAACGGCAAGGGCCAAGGGCCAAGGGAGGGGGGGAAGCUCCGCCGGGGCAAGGAGCUUCCACGGGCGUUUUAGCGGCGCGGCGAUUGGUAGCUAAAAAUUGUUGAAAGUCAACAGAGG
Molecule: messenger RNA, 3104 nt
Organism: Colletotrichum scovillei
Lineage: Eukaryota; Fungi; Ascomycota; Sordariomycetes; Glomerellales; Glomerellaceae
Product: tubulin binding cofactor C
Exons: 4
Coding region: 694-1869 (391 amino acids)
Biological process (GO): tubulin complex assembly; post-chaperonin tubulin folding pathway
Cellular component (GO): cytoplasm
Molecular function (GO): tubulin binding
Source: RefSeq, a predicted model, not a curated record